This is a messenger RNA of Parnassius apollo (apollo), 477 nucleotides long. Lineage: Eukaryota; Metazoa; Arthropoda; Insecta; Lepidoptera; Papilionidae. The record is from the annotation of a GenBank genome assembly.
AUGAAUACCAAUGCACUGCGGGCGUAUUUUAGGGCGAAAGGGGGAGAAGUUGGAGGUUUGGCAUAUCGGGCUAGGAUGCAUCGUCUUUUUGCUGAGCUGGAGCCAUCUAUAACCGUCACCGAGCAAAACAUGGCAGACCGAGUUCAGUAUAUCUUGCGCUCAAAUAUAUUUAAUGUUGCCGAACUCGAACGGCUACGACGUGAGGCUAGAACUAGAGCAAAUGAGGAGUACAUUGGAAAAGACGAUUGUGGAAACGCGCAGUACGCCUCUCGAAAAUCGACCGUGAUUUCCCCGUAUAGCUCUAAGCAAGCGGAAUCGGGCUGUCGUGAGGGCUCUGAACCCAAUGCUGGUGACCUAUUUGGAAGCCAGCUGGGACCUUUGCGAGAUGGACUCAAUUCUCUUUGGCACCGCACUGGCAGCCUGCCGUACUAUAGGCGCCAAACUCUCCACGGCUGGACGCGCUACUGGACAAAGUAG